Molecule: messenger RNA, 594 nt
Organism: Fusarium musae
Lineage: Eukaryota; Fungi; Ascomycota; Sordariomycetes; Hypocreales; Nectriaceae
Gene: NUO21
Product: NADH:ubiquinone oxidoreductase 21kD subunit
Exons: 3
Coding region: 1-594 (197 amino acids)
Biological process (GO): electron transport chain
Source: RefSeq, a predicted model, not a curated record
AUGGCCGCCCUCCGAUCUCAGAGUGCGGCUCGUAUGCUGCGAAGCGCUGCUGCGCCCAGAGUCGCCCUCUCCGCCGCACCCCGACGAUUCCAGAGCAACGUCACUCAGGCCAGCGGCACCAUCACUGGCCCUGUUACCAGCGAGCCCGACUACAAUAUCGAAGCUGACAAGGCUACCUCCACCUUCACACCUGUCCCUCGAUCCAUCCAGCAAGGCAACGAAGAGAUCCUUCCCGCUGCUGUGAUCUCAGGCGCUCCCAUGGAACUCCAGGCCCGAACAGUUCGCAUCUACCAGGAAGCUAAGCCAGCGACUCAGUCCGGCGACUGGCGCGGUCGACGCUGGCGAAUGGAUUGGGAUAUUCUUCCCAAGGGUCAUCGAUGGGAGAACCCGUUGAUCGGUUGGCAAUCUUCGGGAGAUUUUAUGCAAGGUACCCACAUCAACUUCUCGAGCAAGGAGGAUGCUAUUCACUUUGCUGAGAAGCAGGGCUACGAGUACUUUGUUCAGGAGCCAAACUCUCGCAAGUUUGCACCUAAGGCUUAUGCCAACAACUUCCUGUACUCUGCCAGAAAGCUCAAGCAUAUCAGGACGAAAUAG